Molecule: messenger RNA, 1332 nt
Organism: Nicotiana tabacum (common tobacco)
Lineage: Eukaryota; Viridiplantae; Streptophyta; Magnoliopsida; Solanales; Solanaceae
Molecular function (GO): metal ion binding
Source: RefSeq, a predicted model, not a curated record
CACACACAAAACAAUUCAACUCCUAGCUAGAAGCUGCCAAACAAUCAAUUGAUGAUAUCAUGAAUUUCAACAAAUUCCUUCUCCUUUCCUAACUUACUUACCUCUUUCCUAAGUCAUUUCUCCUUAUCAUUCUUUCAUACUAUUAAUACCACACCCUUUUUCUCCUCCUCAUUUGUUUUUCUGUGAAUUCAGAUCCAUCUUCUAAUUUCUCUGGUCUACACUUUCAAGUCUGAACCAUGGGUGGUGACAACACUGAGAAGACCACCGUAAUGGUGCUCAAGGUUGAUCUUCAGUGCCCUUGUUGUUACAAGAAGGCCAAGAAAGUUCUCUGCAAAAUGCCUCAAGUUAGAGACCAAGUGUAUGAUGAGAAGGCCAAUACUGUCACCAUUACUGUAGUAUGUUGCAGUCCUGAAAACAUUCGUGACAAAUUGUGUUGUAAAGGAGGAAAAGCAAUCAAGAGUAUUGAGAUCAAAGAACCUGGAAAGCCCAAAGCUCCUGAAAAGCCCAAGGACCCCGAGAAACCCAAAGGGCCUGAAAAGCCCAAGGAGCCUGAGAAACCCAAAGGGCCUGAAAAGCCCAAAGACAAGCCCAAGGAGCCUGAGAAAGGUAAGACUGUCACCUUUGAAAAGCCCAAGGAGCCCGAGAAGCCCAAGGACAAAACGAAAGAGCCCGAAAAGCCGAAAGACAAAGCAAAAGAUACCGAGAAGCCGAAACAAGAAAAGCCGACCAUAAUUGACAAGCCCAAACAAAAAGAUCCCGAGAAGCCCAAAGACGGUCCUACAACUGCAAUGGUAGCAACACCGUGGGUAUCAGAGCCGGUGAUGAUGAUGCCGGUCCAGGGAUACCCACAGGCGGCACAUGGAUGCGGUUGCGGCCAAUGUUAUUAUACCGGAGGCCCAUGUUAUCAGUAUUAUGGAACACCAGUACCACAGGCCCUGGCCCCGACCCCAUAUUACGGUAACUACUCAUAUGGGUAUGGGCCUGGACCAGGCCCAUCUGGUUACGGAAAGGGCCCUUAUGUUAACAGUGAAUACUUUAGUGAAGAAAAUGCUACAGGUUGCACAAUUAUGUAAUGUGACCCAAUCAUUGUGGGCCUACUUUGUACUUUCUUUAUUGGGCUUUUAAAUGUGUCCAAAACAAAGUUUUGGGCCCAUGUGAAUGUUGUAUUAUUAUUGUAUUCAUUAAUUUCACAUACGAUGUACAAGGUAUAGUUUCCUUUUAAAGAAAAAAAGUGCAGAAAGAGAAUAAUAAGUAGGUGACCAGAUGGCUUGUUGACUGUCUUGUUAUGUAGUUAGUAUACUAUUUGAUUAAAGAAAAGUACUUCACUAAUCA